AUGUCGUCUCCGCUCUUGUUUUCCACAAUCGAAGUCACAAGACAAGCAUUUUAUAGGACAGCGCUAUCGUACGCCAUUGUCAAUCUUAAACCAAUUGUGCCAGGACACGUGCUCGUUAUCCCCAAUCGACCCGUACCGCGUUUGACGGAUCUCACCACACCAGAAUUAACGUCCCUCAUCGCUUCUGUCCAAAAUGUUGGUCGAGUGGUCGAGCGCGCGUACGGUGGUGACGCAUUGACUGUGGCAUGCCAGGACGGAAGGGCUGCAGGACAGUCUAUACCUCAUGUCCACUUCCAUGUCAUGCCUCGGAAAUACCAUGGAGACUACUUUUCGCAAAGAAUGGAUGAUAUAUAUCCUGCACUAGAGCGGUCGGAAACGGACUUGCCCCGCGACUUCCAAAAUCUCAAAGUGUCUAGCACCACGGUGCAACAUCACCCAUUCAAGGUCGAUGCAGACGAGGACAGAUUGCCGCGGACACUGGAAGAUAUGGAACAGGAGGCGACAUGGCUAAAAGGUUUCUUCAUAGGAGAAUGUCGUCAUACCGACGCGGUGUAA
This is a messenger RNA of Suillus subaureus, 555 nucleotides long. RefSeq names its product HIT-like domain-containing protein. Gene Ontology annotation, molecular function: catalytic activity. The transcript has 3 exons. NCBI's taxonomy places the organism in Eukaryota, Fungi, Basidiomycota, Agaricomycetes, Boletales, Suillaceae. The record is from RefSeq and is a predicted model, not a curated record. The coding region runs from base 1 to 555 and encodes 184 amino acids.